AUGGAUCAUUCUUCCGAGACUCCUCUGAAGGCGGAGGAAUAUUACCGAUCUCAGGGAUACUAUUAUGGCCCCACUGAGGGUGCCAAUGCACCUGGUGAAGGUACCCGUGGAGGUGCAGGCGGUGCAGGGGGAAAUAGUGCUUCGACAAUGACGCCGAGAUCGCGGGUCGGUGGUGCGAGUACAGCGGCUCAACAGGCUCAACAGGCGGUUCAACAGGCAGUUCAGCAGCACCGAAUGGCUCCGAUUAUGACGAGUGUGACGCCGCCAUCGUCACAGUCGGCGUUUGUCGCGAGCCCGGUGCAGCAUGGAAGUCGCCAUUAUCACAGUAGUAACCAACAGCAGCAGCAUCAGCAGCAGACGAAUCAGAAUCAGAAUCAGAAUCAGCAACAAUUGCAUGUUCAGAAACGGGCCAGAGGUGGUGGAGUAGGAACAGGAGGAUAUAACAGCUCUUUUUCGAACAGCUCGACGUCGUUGGCAGGUGCCACGACUCUGGCUCAUGUUCCAGCAGAGCCGGUCAUGGAACCGGAUUUGAGCCCGGAUAUGGGUUAUACCGCAGAAGUGCCGCUGAAUGUGUCGGGACAUGGUCAGGGAGGUGGAGCUGGAGGUGGUGCAGGCAAUGGCCAGCUGCCGUCGCCGAUUCUGAGCGCUAUUGAUCCGUUAAAUGUGGUUCCAAAGACCCCGCCAGUUGGGUAUGGCAGCGGUCACAGUGGCCAUAGUGGUCAUAGCGGACAUAGCGGGUAUAGUGGUAAGAGUCCGGUGGUGGCUGGAAAUAUGGCAGGAGCUACAGCUGCGGGUGCGGGAGGAGCUGGUGGAGCAGCUCACCAUGGAACUCCAGGUGGUGUAGCAGCAGCAGGAACUGCAGCUGGUGGUGUGAGCCACGGAAUGCACCAGGAAGGAGCAGGCCACAAUACAACUCCAGCACGAACUAAAUCCAGCCAUCGAUCGAAUGCAGCAUCAGGAACUAAUACCGCGUCUGUUAAGAGAAGAGCGAUAGGAGAAUGGGAUUUUAUUAAAACUAUAGGAGCGGGAUCCAUGGGUCAAGUCAAGCUCGGCGAAAAUAGAAGAACCCACGAGCUGUGUGCUGUGAAAGUGAUUCCCAAGUACGCAUCGUUGAAACACCAUGACCGGCCUCAGAAAGAAUCCGACGAAUCGAGAAACGUGCGAAUUGUGCGUGAAGCUGCUAUUGGCAAACUGCUACAUCACAAGAAUAUCUGUGAAUUGUACGAGGUACACUCAAUGACCAAUCAUUAUUAUAUGCUAUUUGAAUAUGUAUCAGGAGGUCAAAUGUUGGAUUAUAUCAUUUCUCACGGAAGUUUGAAAGAUAAACAGGCCAGGAAGUUUGCUCGUGCUAUUGCCAGUGCGCUCGACUAUUGUCACCACAACUCGAUUGUUCAUCGAGAUUUGAAAAUUGAAAAUAUACUGAUAUCCAAGUCGGGAGAAAUCAAAAUCAUUGAUUUCGGGCUGUCAAAUGUGUUUUCAAGAAACAAUCUUUUGAAAACAUUCUGUGGAUCCUUGUAUUUUGCAGCCCCCGAACUGCUAAAUGCUCACCCUUAUAUCGGUCCUGAGGUCGAUGUGUGGAGUUUUGGCAUUGUCUUGUAUGUACUAGUAUCGGGAAAAGUACCUUUUGACGACCAGUCGAUGCCUGCUUUACAUGCUAAAAUCAAACGAGGAAGAGUCGAGUAUCCAACAUGGGUCUCGUCAGAUUGUAAAGACCUGCUGUCGAGAAUGUUGGUGGUGGAUCCGAAAGAAAGAGCUCCAUUGUCUGAAGUCAUGCACCAUCCAUGGAUGAUUAAAGGAUAUGAUGGACCUCCCGAGUCAUAUAUUCCACCCAGAAAACCAUUGUCACUUCCAUUAGACCCAGAAGUGAUUGAUGAAAUGACUGGAUUCGAGUUUGGCACCAGCUUUGAUAUCGCGUUUACCUUGACCCAGAUUCUCGAAUCGCCAGAAUACAUUGCUGCAGCAAAUAACUGGUAUAAAAUCCAUGGUGGACCAGCUGCCAAUCAACCUACCACCACCGAUUCACCUGAUCGUAGAUCAUCCCGUCAUUUCAGUUUGGAUUUUUAUAAACGACGAUUAUCUGGUAGCCAGCAGUUGUUGGCUAAUAAUGGUACUACUCUCACCAGUAUUGGCAGUAAUGGUACUCUUGGAACGACGACCUCUUCAAGCACCACAAGUCCAUUAGGUCCCGGAAUCAACUCUUCUUCUUCACAAAAUGAAUGUUUCGAGUACAACAAUAACGCCAGUAACAUCCCCGACCCUACCGAUGCGUUUCAUCCAUUAAUUUCCAUCUACUAUCUAGUUCAAGAGAAGUUUGAACGGGAUAGAUUAAAAACCAACAACACUUCAUUGCAUGCAUCGAAAGACGAGCAAUCUCCAUUCGAAUCUGAUCCACAACGGCCAUCAAAAGCUGCUACUCGUAUCACACGAUCUAAAACCCACGGAUCAUCUGAUUACGAAAUGGCCAGACGACGAGGCCAUCAAGCGUCGGCUUCAACUGGUGUUCCUCCUGUACCACCCAUGUCACCGACAUUCAGCAAACAACCAUUUUCAGGACCGAGUCAAACCACUCAACAGGGCCAACUUCAUAUUCAAACUGGAGCACCAACUGCCACAGCAACUGCCGCAGCUGCUGGUAUAUCUGGAGGAGCAUCGACAUCGCAAACUCGUGGUCCUGUUCCAUACAAACCACGUCAUCAAUCACACGUAUCCGAACCACCAGCUGUGUCGAGGAAUAUCGCUGCUUCGAUUCUUCGCAAGUUCAGUACCAAGAGAAAACCCGUUCCUGUUAGUUCGACAUCAACAUCCGCUACAACCAGUCCUGCUGCUGCACAACCACCUCCAAUCACCAUUUCAUCGCCAUUUGAAAGUCCAAACGACGAGGCUGCUGGUCUUAACAGGUCGACAAGUGUCACUGAAGGGUCGUAUCAACGUCAAACACGACGAGCUGUAUCCACUACAGCCACUACUCGACCAGCUCCUCCACCUCCAUUGCCUCAUAACUUCCGGUAUCCUGAUGCUGGUGCUGCUACCACCGCAACUGGUGUAUCUCCAACGACAACUCCUAAUGCACAUGUCAAUACUGCUACUCCAAACACAGCACCCACCAGUACCGCCAGUGCAGCUACUCCUACCAACUCUAACACCCUCAACACCCCAACGCGGAAUCGAUUCCAACGCAUCACUGAAGGUGACGACCUAAACGAGAAAAUGGACUUUCUCGCCAUCAACCCUUCAACCCCCUCCAGCACCUAUAACAACAACAACAACAGCAGCACCAACAAAAAGUCCCAUCCGUCAGCUCGUGCCAAAUCCUGGGGCCAUGUUCGUCCUCCACCCCGCAACAGAGACAGUAUCGGUGUCAACUCACCUAUUCCGUCUGCCGAUAUUGCCGACCAGUUUUUCGACGAUAUCAAUGCCGAUUACAGUGGAUCCAACAACAACAGCAGUCAACGGUUGAGUGGAUCUGAAGGACCAACUGUCGAAAUCAACGACUCGUCGAUGCCGUCGAUCCAGUACCCCAAACAAGUAUUCCUGAAGGGAUUCUUCAGUGUACAAUCGACGUCGACCAAAUCUCUGCUCUACGUUCGAGCAGAUAUCAUCCGUGUUCUGACCCAUCUCGGCAUCUCGUUCCGCGAAGUCAAAGGAGGGUUUUAUUGCAUGCACAAACCCUCAAUCAAGCUCGACGACGACACCGCAAAUGCCAAUGCCAAUGCCAACACCAACAGCCUGGCACUUUCUGGAGCAUUUUCACCACCCGCUUCGCCACAAACAGGAACCAGCAAUGGUCACUGGCGUAAACUAUCAUUCGGAUCGGGAAUGCUGACCGGCGGCCGCCGUCGUAGUAUUGUAGCGGCCUAUGCUGGCGACAGCAGUAACAACAUGGUCGACUCGGACCUGUCCUCGGACUCCAUGGGCCCUACAACCGGAGCCAUUGGCGGCGGCAGCGACAUGCUCACAUACAACGGCCAGCCAAACAACGUGCACAUGCCGCUCCAGUUCGAAGUCUACAUCGUCAAAGUGCCCCUCCUCUCACUCCACGGCGUGCAAUUCAAAAAAAUCACCGGCAACUCGUGGCAAUACAAAUCGCUCGCCACCAAAAUCCUCUCCGAACUGCGUCUCUAA
This is a messenger RNA of Sugiyamaella lignohabitans, 4122 nucleotides long. RefSeq names its product serine/threonine protein kinase KIN2 (gene KIN2). Gene Ontology annotation, molecular function: protein serine/threonine kinase activity; tau-protein kinase activity; ATP binding. The coding region runs from base 1 to 4122 and encodes 1373 amino acids. Gene Ontology annotation, biological process: intracellular signal transduction; microtubule cytoskeleton organization; protein phosphorylation. Gene Ontology annotation, cellular component: cytoplasm. The transcript has a single exon. Lineage: Eukaryota; Fungi; Ascomycota; Dipodascomycetes; Dipodascales; Trichomonascaceae. The record is from RefSeq and is a predicted model, not a curated record.